GACUAUCAUYCUCAAAAGGGUUGUGUCCUGAGGCAUUUAAAUCAUUUUCUGUGGCAUAAAGACAAAUUUAGCUCAUCACCAUGGUCGAGUGGACAGAUGCUGAGCGUCAGGCCAUCACAACUCUGUGGGGACAAAUUGACGUGGGUGAGAUUGGACCCCAAGCUCUGAUCAGGCUUCUGGUUGUGUAUCCCUGGACUCAGAGGCAUUUUGGAUCCUUCGGAAACCUGUCCACCUACGCUGCCAUUGUYGGAAAUGCCAAAGUGGCUAAGCAUGGGAAAACUGUGAUGAGUGGACUGGAAACUGCAGUGAAGAACAUGGACAACAUCAAGAACGCCUAUGCCAAACUGAGCGUCAUGCACUCUGAGAAGCUGCAUGUGGAUCCCGACAACUUCAGGACUCUUGCUGAAUGCAUCUCAGUGGUUGUGGCUGCCAAAUUUGGCCCCAGUGUCUUCACACCUGGUUUCCAGGAGGCCUGGCAGAAGUUCCUGGCUGUGGUGGUCUCCGCCCUGGGAAGACAAUACCACUAAGCAAAAAUAAAGCACGCUUUAACAUGGAACCGUUUUUGUAAAGUUUCUAAAAUGCACCAUUUGCUGGUUGGAAGCUGUUGCAAACUCCAAAUAAAAACUGAAAAUCAAAGUC
Molecule: messenger RNA, 639 nt
Organism: Poecilia reticulata (guppy)
Lineage: Eukaryota; Metazoa; Chordata; Actinopteri; Cyprinodontiformes; Poeciliidae
Product: hemoglobin subunit beta-A-like
Biological process (GO): oxygen transport; hydrogen peroxide catabolic process
Cellular component (GO): blood microparticle; haptoglobin-hemoglobin complex; hemoglobin complex
Molecular function (GO): peroxidase activity; haptoglobin binding; organic acid binding
Source: RefSeq, a predicted model, not a curated record